AUAUAUUGGUCUUGAGUCUAUCUGGAGUCUAGUUUAUCAACUUCGUCCCUUCCCUCGUUUCUUCUUUUUCUUGCCAUCACUUCAUGUUUUCUUCCAACUAUAUGUAUUCGCUCUGUCAUUCUACACUAUCUUAUUCUUGAUUUGUUGUUCUUGCUGCUAUACAUGGACCAUGUCGAAUCAUUGGCAUCUCCAUAUGCUUGUCAGAGCGUCAUAAUCUAAUAAUGGCUUCUUCCAUUAUUUUCGCUCUGCCCGGCCAUCGAGACGGUGCGGUGUCCUCUACUAUAGCCUGGACUCUGUCAAGGUCAACCUGCCAUCCAGUUCUCUGGGAGCGGGUGUUUGCCGCCAUGCCAGCUGCCGGUUUGCCAUGCGGUUGGAACACUCCAGGUUUGUCACGGUAGUUCUAAACCAUGGGUUCUCAUUGUUCUCCUGCGCCCUUGGUGUUAGAAAGUCUCUUUCACAACAGGUCUAUCUAUCAUUGACGUCGUUUUUGUCAUUUACAUGCAUGGAAAGAUUGCUCAUUCACCACCAGGAACUAGAAAAGAUGGCAGCGUUGACCGGUGAAGAAUGCAGCCCCACUCGUCAUCCUCUCACCAGCCAGCUCGCACAUGCGGCACGGGCGCGGCUCACAUUCAGUAGCCAAGAUCGAGAUAUCCAUUUUUCGCCGCUCUGAGUGCCCCUUCGCAUCAUCCUCCCGCACUUUGUCCACAUACACUGGCAACUGUUUGGGCAAAUUAUAUUCCAGUGCCUCAGGCAUAACGAGUGGGGAUCGCUGAGGGACAACCUGUGGCCAAUUGAGUCUACCUUAGUCACCACCGAGGUGGAGGCAUCCAUCCAAGGCACCGACCAGGACCAGCGAAUGACAUGGCUGAACGGACGCUGCUCGAGUCUGCGCUCGACUGUGAUGAUGCUCUUGAAAAAUUACGAUGUUUACGCGAUGCCUUGCCUCGACACGCCACCAAGAUCACCGCUAUCCUCUCGGAGUUGUUCGCCGUCAGCGCAGCAUUGCGAGAAAUCCAUAAUGCCGAACAUAGUUGGACCUACGGACCUUUUUUUUAUCAAAUCCACGACGACUUGGCUAUUGUACGCAGAAGCCUCAGUUUUACUACUCAAGACAUGUUCGACAUGUUCUCGAGAUCCCGGCAAGGGUUAGAGGAAACUGCGUGGAAAGAUCUGGAAAAUUAUUUCGUACAUCAAGAGGGAUCAGGACUACAUGAGCGUCUGGAAUACUAUCGAGACUUUCUUGACGCGCAGAACGAUAUCCUGGGGGGACAUGAAGUUUCAGACCUUGGCAGAAUUCGCAGGGAUGUCAAUCGUGUGCUUGCGGCACAGCAAAGAUCCAGAAAUCAGACCAUCGAUUCCAGGCUGGCGGGAUUAUCAGGAUCGAGUACUCCCAGACCCAGAAGACGAUCGAGCCGGGGUCCUCGUCCGAAACCACCAAGCAAUUCGACUAUACCGUCAGAAGAUCUCCGUUGGGAACGACCACCCAAUACUUAUGCACCGGAUCCUCCAUUUGCAGCUCGGCCACAAUCGCCUUUUGUGUCACCACUCUAUAGCACCUUCACCUCGGACUCCUCACAGACAAUGUCAAGCCACACGUCUUACUCGAGCGAUCCAUAUUUCUCGACCCAACCAGGUCUGCCACUCCAUUGGGCUGAGGAUGUAUUCGAUGGUAGCUAUUCCACUACGCGAUACAGACUUGAAUGUCAAUCAAUCGAAGACUCCACAUGUUCUGGCGAGCUGGCCUUAGAUGCGCUAGAGGCUAUAGCCACUACCGGCUUUCAACGUGCCGUGCAGAUGCCCUUUGACGAGAACCGUCUAUGUGUGCAACUGUACUACCGUCCCGAAGAUUACCGAGCCAUCAUACUAAUCAUCGCCCACGAUGCGUAUGGCCAGCCACUUUACCACUCCGAAUGUUUAGCCAAGCUCAAGAUCCUCCGAGAAGGCUCCGUACUAAUCCUCUGCCGCGUCCUCUAUGGCACCGAAAGACACAUCGUCUGGGCACGUCUCAACUUCAUCCUCCACGAAAGAAUGGUGCUAUUCUACAACACAUUCAUCGCCAUGAAACACCAAGACCGAGGCGGCAUCGCACAUGGCAUCUUAAUCGAAAACUACGCGCUCGAAAAAUGCGACCAUGGCGAAACGUUAAUCUUUACAGGUGAAAUCCGACACCACGACAUGCGCCACCUCCUUCGCCUGGUCCGAGACAGUGCUUCCAAAGUCGUCCGCUUGGAAGCUUCUCCGCUCCGAGGCCAGAAGAAAACUGUCCCCAUCUGGACCGCUUUCGUGACCCGAUAUGCUUAUGAUCCGGAUUGGCCCGAGUAUCAAGGAAAUGGAAACGUGGUGCUUGCGAAGCUGAAAACUUCGAUUUUUAUUGAUGGAUAUGAACCCCCUGUGGAUAGGAGAGGGAAUGCGAUUUUACCUUUUGCUUCGGAUCGAGAUGCCAGAAAAUUCAUGCAAGAAUGGGCUGGUUUGUGUCGCAGAUAUGGCCGCUGAAAUGUUUUUGGUUUUUUUUCCCCGACGGAAGAAUAUACCCCCCUAUAUUACCUAGCGGUGGUGGUGUUUGUUUUGGUAUACCCGAGUUUUGCUUUGCUUAUGAGACGCAGAAGAAGAAGAAGUGUUGUUGCUUGUAGCAAGCUGCAGCGCGAAAAGUUGAUGUUGAUGUUGAUGUUGAUGAUGAUGAUGAUGAUAACGUACCUUACACACAAAAGCUCCUCCCCCCUCAAAAUCAAAAUAAGGUAAUGAUGUGCUACCUAUGAUAUGGAUAUGGAUAUGGAUAUGGAUACCUUAUGAAUGAAUGAAUGAAUGAAUGAAAUCCAG
Molecule: messenger RNA, 2817 nt
Organism: Sphaerulina musiva SO2202
Lineage: Eukaryota; Fungi; Ascomycota; Dothideomycetes; Mycosphaerellales; Mycosphaerellaceae
Exons: 3
Coding region: 862-2493 (543 amino acids)
Source: RefSeq, a predicted model, not a curated record